Molecule: messenger RNA, 3888 nt
Organism: Rattus norvegicus (Norway rat)
Lineage: Eukaryota; Metazoa; Chordata; Mammalia; Rodentia; Muridae
Source: RefSeq, a predicted model, not a curated record
CCCCCUGAUUUAGGUAUCAUUUCGUGAGGUUGCCUCCGAAGUGGUAGCUGCUAGGUUUAGACCUGGUGCCUUAGAAUAGGACGAUCAAUCUCAUUUGAAAGUUUUUUGGAUUUAGCUGCCCACCCAGAGCCUGGCAUUCGGUUGCUUUUCUCUUCUACAUCAUAAAGCCGGCACCCUCAAAACACCUAGCCAUGCAGGUCUCCAUGUGGCAACCUAAACAUCCCGGGGUGGGCAUGAAACCCGAAGCUUCAGGACAACAUCGAAAGCAGAAACACCUGGACCAAAAUGGGACAGAGACCGAGUCUGAAGCUUUGGGACAAGGUCCAUCAAGGAACUGCCAAGAUGGAGCACAAAUGGUGUUUCAGAAGCCUGGAAAGGCUCAGAAGAAGACCCGUCAGGAGCAUCAAGACCAAAAACUUAAAAAAGAACAGCCUGGCAAGGGUCAGGGACAGAAAAUCCAGGAUGAGGGUUCAGGAAAUAUCAAACCCCUAGAGGGUCUGCCAGAUCAGGCUGUAGUUGAGAAGUCGGCUGAGGGUGGCAAGUGUCGCAAGCGGCCCUAUUCUGUCCUACAGGAAAAACCUCAAAGCCCCCAAAACGAAAAGCAUGCUAGGUCACUCGAACAUCUUCAAGGUGGCCAUCCUGUGAGGUCUGACCCACACAGGCCUCACCCAACCUUUUCUGACACCUCCAACAACAAAGGUGGAAUGCCAGGGCAUCCUCAUGGAUCAGAAACAGCUCAGGGAGAUGGACAGUCAUCGACAGAGGUUCUCUCUACCAAGAGAGAGAAGAGGUGUGCAGAGGAGAAAUGUGUACGGGGGAACAGCUUGGAGCAUGGCUUGCGGGGAACAGAGAAUGCAAACAUCCUGGACAGUGGCGGCGGUAGGUUACUCCCCGACAAGGUGGCAGUAGUUGCAGGAGAGAAAAAUGCUCUCCCAGAGCAAGAAAAUAACCAAGAAAAAGAAUUUACAAAAGAAAUGGAAAAGGAAGUUGAGAAAGCAUUGGGUCCAGGAGCCCAGGAAGAAAUCCUCAGUAUGGGAUUCAAGCUCAAAAUCACCCGAGGAGAUAUGCAGACCCUCAAGAACGGUCAGUGGCUCAAUGAUGAGGUCAUCAAUUUCUACAUGAAUCUUCUGGUUCAGAGAAAUGAAAACCCAGGCUACCCUGCUCUUCAUGCUUUUAGCACUUUCUUUUACGCCAAGCUAAAGCAUAGCGGUUACAAUUCUGUGAAAAGAUGGACCCGAGGAAUCAAUCUCUUUGAAAAAGAACUUAUCUUGGUGCCUAUUCACCAGAGGGUCCAUUGGAGCCUGGUGGUAAUCGAUUUAAGAAAGCGAAGCAUUGUCUACCUCGAUUCAAUGGGUCAGACAGGGAAAAAUAUUUGUGAGACCAUCUUCCACUAUUUACAAAAUGAGAGCAAGACCCGAAGGAACAUGGAGCUGGACCCUGUGGAGUGGAAGCAGUACAGCUUAACUUCACAGGAGAUCCCUCAACAACUGAAUGGGAGCGACUGUGGGAUGUUCACCUGCAAAUAUGCAGAUUACAUCUCUAGAGACCAACCUGUGACCUUUUCUCAGCAACACAUGCCCCUCUUCAGGAAGAGGAUGGUGUGGGAAAUCCUGCACAGUCACUUACUGUAACAGCAUCCACCUGGUCGCUAUGGCUCCCGCCCUGUCCUUUUCCAUCCAUGUUUCUAAUAUACCUCAAGUGGGAUGAGGUGAAGAGACUUUAAACAGGUAGCUUUCUGACCAGAUGGAGACCACUCUCUUCAAUAUUGUCCUAACUUGGGGUGUGGGUCUGCCGCCCUAAUGCCAUCUCUAGAACGUAUAUAACUACCGCCAGCUUAGAAACUGCCACUGUCCAACUCACGCAAGACUACGGGCUCAAGAAAUACUAUUUUAAUGCUGAAUUUAGUCCAUGAAUUGGUGUUUUGGGGGGUUUUGUUUGUUUCUUUGUGUAUUUUGUUUUUCCUUGUUUUUUGUUUUGUUUUCGUUUGUGUUUUUGUUUUGUUUUUGUGUGUUUUUGGGUUUGGUUUGUUUUUUGUUUUGUUUUUUCUGUUUUUGGUUUUAUUUUUUCUUUGUUUUUGUGGGUUUUUUGUUUUGUGUUCUGUUAUUGUUUUUGAUUGUUUUUUGGCUUUUUUGUGUUUGUGUGUUAUUGGUUUUGUUUUUUGUUGCUUUGUUUUUGUUUGUGUUUUUGUUCAGUUUUUGUGUGCCUUGUUUUUUCUUUCUUGUUGGUUAGUUUUUGUGUGUUUUUGUUCUUUUUUGUUUUUUGUGUAUUUUUGUUUUUUUGUUUGUUUUGUUUUGUUUUUGGGUUUGGGUUUUUGGUUUUUUUAUCUUUUUAUUUUGUUUUUGUUUGUAUUUGUGUUUUUGGUUUUCCUUUUAGUUGUUUAGUUUUCCUGAGUUUUUUUUGGUUGAUUUGUUUUUCUUUUGUUUUUGGAAGUUUGCUUUUUUGUUUGUGUUUGUGUUUGUGUUUCCGUUUUUUUUUUCCGUGUUUUGUAUUUUAGUUUUGUGUUUUGUUGCUAUUCUGUAUUUUUUGUUUGUUUUUUGCUUUGUUUUUUGUUUUUGUUUCUGCAUUUUUUUGGUUUUGAUUUUUGUUGUUUUGUUCUUGGUUGUGUUCUUGAUUUUAUUUUUUGUUUUGCUUUCUGUGUAUUUUAUGUUGUUUUUUGUUUUUGUGUUUGUUAAUUUUCUGUGGUUUGUUUUUUGUUUAUUGUUGGUUAGUUUUUGUGUGUUUUUCUUUUUGUCUGUUUUUGUGUAUUGUUUUGAUUUUGUGGUUGUGCUUUUGGUUUUCUUCUUUAUUAUUUUUUGUUUUUGUUUUUGUUUGUAUUUCUGUUUUUGUUUUUGUUGUUUUUUGUUUUGGUUGUGUGUGGUUUUGAUUUGUUCUUUUUUUCUGUAUUUUUGUUUGUGUUUUGGGUUUUAUAUUUUGUUUUUCUGUAUUUUUUGUUUUUGGCUUUGUUUUUGUUUUGAGUUUGCUUGGAUUUUGCAUUAUAUUUUUUUGUUUCUUGUUUUUUUCUUUUUCGUUUUCUUGGGUUUUUUUUUCAUUUUAUUGUUUUUUUUCUUUCAUUUUGUUGGUUUUUUCCCCUUUUGACUGCUUUUUUCCCCAUUUUUUUCUUCCUUACCGAACCCCAUUGAUUAUAUUCCUUUACUCCCGUGCAAACCUUAGCCAUUAUCAUUCCUCUAUUCCUUGUUUGGACUAUUUCUGAAAGGAAUGCUCACAUCGUGUCAUCCCCUGCUGAAGAUCAAGAGGGACAUCAGCAGGAAGAAGCUGGAGCUGUUCACUAGCAUCUCUAAUGCUGUAGUAAUGCUGUUAAAUUGAAGCUGGGGUAGUGGUGGUGCUUUUUUAACAUUUUGGGCUUUUUAAGCUUGAAAAUAGUAUAAGAAAUGAAAAUGGGUUGCCAGGACCUGUGAUGUCCUGAACCACCAUACUCUACUGACUGACUCGUACAGGGUGUAGAAUUGUGGCCCAACUACUGCCUGCUCAUCCAGGACUAUGAAGAAAAGCAUAAUGGUCCUUAAAGGACUCAUUCUUUCCCAGACCUACAUUAGUUUUGGAAGUUGAUUUGAAGAAAACAUUAUGGCAAAUGUCCAUUUUUUAUCUCAGAUCUCAUUUAAUACAAAACCCAUCUAGGGUUGAAUUGAGCUGUUCAUUUGAAAAGUUCUAUUUAAUUUAAAAAAUUGUUAAAAAAUUUUGGCAUAUAUUAAUGUGAAAUUAAAUUUUUUUUAUUAUAUUAACAUUCCCACUGUGGAAGUUGGGGAUUUAGUAUUUAGGCUUGAUACUACCAGUUAUACAAUAACCUAUUUUACAUGUGGUAGUUUGUAUUUAACUUUUCUAUUAUCUUAUGGUUGUGUUUAUGCAAUUUUUAUUAAAUAAAUUUUAAAGUUAUUUAAACAUUUCACAAAA